CCGGUGCCUUCGUCAAGGUCGUUGGCGAUCGUCCGUUCAAUACAUGACCGCCACUCGUGCGCACAUCAGUACGGGGUAGCAUACAGCAUGGACAAGACUUUGAUAGUGUUUGCGUGCCUUUGUGGCUUCGCCGCCGCUCAAUUCAAUAACUUCGGCAGCUUUGGUGCCUCAUCAAACGCCGGAGCCUACAACAACUACAACAGAGGCCAGCAGCCGCAGAACAGACAGGUCCAGGAAGCACCCAGACCCACUGGAGUGUGCAAGGAGCUGAACGAACGGUACCCCGUGUCUGGAAGCUGCGACAAAUAUGUCGAAUGUCUUAACGGAACUGCUGAAGAAAAGCUGUGCCCUGACGGUCUUCGCUUCAACCCCAACGUGAACUUCAACGUGUACCCGUGUCAAUACCCCAACGAAGUGUCAUGCCUCGAGCGAUCCGCGCUACAGCCUGCCCAGCCGACUGAACAAUGCGAGCACCAGUUUGGAUACUACAAACUCGGAGACACCCGCAAUUGCAGUUACUUCAGAAACUGUGUCAAUGGAGUAGGUUACGACUUCCAGUGCCCUGAAGGUCUUGCCUGGAGCUCAUCUUCCUACCGCUGCGAGUGGCCUGAUGAGGUCGACGACUGUGAUGCUGAAGCUUUCCUCGGAUUCCGUUGCCCCGAGGUCCCUGUCUCCAAGGAGCUGGGUGCCCCCGCUGGCUUCAGAUACUACAGGGCCGAAAACAACUGCCAGAAAUACUUCCUCUGCAUCGGCUCCAAGCCCCGUGUGCUCUUCUGUGGCACCAACACAGGUUAUGAUGAGCUGACGAACACCUGUGUCUCAGCUGACGAAGUCCCUGCCUGCCCUUCAGAACUCAGGGCCCAAGCUGCCCGCGUCAGGGAGGAAGAAAAACAACUCCUCGCCAAAGAACUGGAAUUCAACGCCAAAACGACAAACAAGAGGCGCAACAUUCAGGUAAUCCUAUCGGAAGAUGCGCAGUAUGUGCGGAGUCCCAUUUGCCAACAGAAAAAUGGUUACUACAAAGUGGACGCUAGCUGCGACGCUUACGUAGAGUGCCUCAAUUACCAAGCCAUUGACAUGGUCUGCCCUGAUGGUCUUCACUACGACCUUGAAGCUAAAUGGCCUGGCUACCCCUGCGGAUAUCCUAUGGAUGUACCCUGUGUAGGCCGUGGUGCUGCCCAGGCAGCUCAGCCAACAGCAGAAUGCCCUCACCAGUACGGCUACUUCCCAUCACCCCUCGCCACGGUAAACUGUGGCCAGUACCGUAUGUGUAUCGGAGGCAAGGCUAUAGAAAUGAACUGCCCCGCUGGUCUGGCCUUCAACCCUGAAUCUGGACGGUGCGACUGGCCUGACCAGGUCCCUUCAUGCAAAGCUGAUGACUUCCUCGGAUUCUCCUGCCCUGCUCCCCCAGUUGAUGCUGACGGUGCGCCCUUGGACGUCGUCCUAAACUACAAAUACAACAACAACUGCUACUAUUUCUUCUCGUGUGCCAAGGGACAUGCUCGGCUACUCGCCUGUGAUGAGGGUCUUGCCUUCGACCCUGCUUCGGGAAAGUGCAUCGAAGCUGAAUACGUCGACUGCGGAUCCAACCAUUAAUAACUGCUUUAAAUAAUUAAUAGU
Molecule: messenger RNA, 1620 nt
Organism: Spodoptera littoralis (African cotton leafworm)
Lineage: Eukaryota; Metazoa; Arthropoda; Insecta; Lepidoptera; Noctuidae
Source: the annotation of a GenBank genome assembly